AUGCGGAGGUUGCUAAGUACUGGGGUAUUGCCCGAGGGUAGCAAUACAACAGGGAAAACUCAGAGCAUCAGAUCAGCUUGUUCAUAUAGUGUGUCCCAUCUUUGGAUUAAUACCGUUUUCUAUGAAUCUUUAUUUGUAUCCACAAAGGUAAUAAUGAACGAUAAUCCAGUACUAUUUACAGAGAUAGUAUUAUUGUUAAAGACAUUUUUGAAAAUGUUUAUUUGUACAAAAUACCUCCUUAUCUUGAACAGAACAGGUUCAAGAACAGUUCCUCAGGCAAAGAGAACAUGUAAUGUCUUGACCUCUUCUUCGGUAGUUCCUUUAAUUUCAUCAAUACUGAUAGGUGUGCCUUUGCUUGGGCUUAUGAGACUUGACAUGAAAGGGGAAAAUGGCACACUAGAGUUACAAUGUGAGCGUGACAGCGACCAUGUUGGUCGUGAUUAA
This is a messenger RNA of Phycomyces blakesleeanus NRRL 1555(-), 444 nucleotides long. RefSeq lists its product as hypothetical. Bases 1 to 444 code for a protein of 147 amino acids. The transcript is spliced from 2 exons. Lineage: Eukaryota; Fungi; Mucoromycota; Mucoromycetes; Mucorales; Phycomycetaceae. The record is from RefSeq and is a predicted model, not a curated record.